AUGGAAGCUGAUCAAGACCUCCGAGCUCUCUUUAAUUUCCUGAGGAGAGAGCCUGUGAUGUUUCUUAGAUUGCAGAGGUUUCUGUUAAGGACCAUUCAGUUUGAACGGUCCCUCAUGACCCUCUUGGACGAUACGAAUAGAAGAAUGGAUGAAAUAGAAGGGCGAAAUGCCCAGGAAGAAAUGGAGGAAGACGCCGUACCGCAGGAAUCAGAAUUUGAUGAAGCAGAGGCAGAGUCGGCCCCUCUGCCCGAAAAUGAUGAUGAUGAUGGCGAAAGUUGGCCAUACGAAGCAGAGUGGGCCCCUCUGCCAAACGAUGAAAACGAAGAACCUGCGGUACAGGUGGCACCAAUGGAGAUGAGUGGCACCGAGGAACCGGUUGAAUCAAUCCGCGAACUCGUCCUGAGAACAAGGACGAUCCAGAUCCCGGUCCCUGCCACUCAUGAAGUUUUGGCUGCGGUCACACCGGAAGAAUUUCAUCCCGCUGACUUAGGGGAUCUUCCGGAGCAGCUCCAAAGGGAGCUGCAAGUGCCGCAGGCGGAACCAUACACGGUGGUUCGAGAACAAGGAAACAAUAACAUCGUGUGUGGUAUCUGCAGCAGGCAGUUCGGAACAUUAAAAGGGUGGCGUAUUCACGCCUCGAGGAUGCACAGGCAGGACGGUUUUUGCGUCCGCUGUGGUCACUACCUCGUACUGCCGCCCGGAUUUACGGCCGCACAAAGAACAGCAGCAGUGGAGCUUCAUGCCCUCGAUUGGUGCCCGAGGGCAUGUGCGGCCGUAAUCAACGAAAGACAGGUAAAGCGCCGCAGACUUGAUCUAGCCAAUGAUAGUAUUUGGCACUCCUCACGCGGCCACCUGUCGCUGCCUGCUCCAGUUCUCCAUUCAUUAUUAGUGAAGGCAGUCACUCGUCCAAGAGGGUUAGUCAAUUCAAAAGAUAAAAAAGAAAAAUUAAAAAAACUAAAAAAGAAAAAAUAA
This is a messenger RNA of Brugia pahangi, 972 nucleotides long. NCBI's taxonomy places the organism in Eukaryota, Metazoa, Nematoda, Chromadorea, Rhabditida, Onchocercidae. The record is from the annotation of a GenBank genome assembly.